Trifolium pratense (red clover) is the source of this 2839-nucleotide messenger RNA. RefSeq lists its product as uncharacterized. Gene Ontology annotation, cellular component: cytoplasm. Lineage: Eukaryota; Viridiplantae; Streptophyta; Magnoliopsida; Fabales; Fabaceae. Gene Ontology annotation, molecular function: protein kinase binding. The record is from RefSeq and is a predicted model, not a curated record. The transcript is spliced from 5 exons. The coding region runs from base 518 to 2527 and encodes 669 amino acids.
UUAUAUAUAUAGAGAAUUGAAAAUUGUUGAGAUUGCGUAGCAUUGCAGGGCAAGGUGGGUAGCCAAAGGAAGAAGAAGAGGCUGCUUCUUGAUACAACAGUGUCAUCUUUUUCAUUCUAUCAUCAACUCUCUCUUUUCUUCAAUUUCUUUCUGUUUGCGUCUUUUAUGCGGAUUUGUCUCUGGAUUCAGCUUGCUGAAAAAGAAUUUAUUUCACUCUGGCCGCUAUAAAAAGUUCAAAUAAUUCUCGCACCUCUAAAAAGGUGUGGGGUGAUGAAGGAGGAGUGAUUUCGGUUUGUGUUUUACGUAGAACAAAGGCAUCAGACAUAUGGAGAUUGUGCCGUGUUUCGGUUGGAUUGUCCGUUGAUUAUGGCUAAGGGUGGCUUUUGAUUUGUCCCCAGAAGCCCUCUAGUACAAUAACAGCAAAUUUACGGAUUUUGGUUAGGCUUCUGGAAAAUUGACGAACAAUAUAGAUUAACAUUGGUAGUGGUUAGAUGUAGCUCUCAACAUUGUUGCAGCGAUGUUUAAAUUUUCUUGUUUUCAUGUUAAUGUCCAAGGCAACAAAACAAAGAAAAUAGCUCAACCUUCUUCUGAAGAAAUGUCGAAAGCUUUGCGUGAUAGUUCCAAAAAGCUAGUUAGUAAAGAUUUGUCUACCCCUACGAGCUUAAAUUCGUCACCUUCAAAACAACAUUCACAUAAGCUAAUGAAUGUUUCCGAGAAUGAUAUUCUUGACCAGGAUUCAGUAGAGCGCAUUGGUAGGUUAGAGGAUAUGAAUAGCAAGUUUCUCACUGAACUUGACAGAAAAGUCCACCAAAUUGGGCGUCUCAGGAAAAGUCAGUCGGAUAGUGAGCUUUGCCAAGGGAUAACUGAGGGUGAUCAUGAUGAUAUGGGGUUUUCCAAGAGCCACCAUGACUCACCAAAUUCAAUAGGCAGCCCUAAUGAUCAAUCUAAAACGGAUUCGAACUUUGAGUUUCAAGUCAUUCCUGGCCGUUGCAAUGAUAGCUCACUUUUUUCAAUAGGAGAUCUGACGCCUUCGGAGAAAGAUGCUCGUGAAAUUUCUGAUACUCCAUUAUCCGUCGAUCAUGCCGGUGACUCUGCUGGCCGGAAUUCUGGUCCCAAUACACCAUCUUUAAGGAAGUCGUGUUCCUUGCCCAAUAUCGUUGCUUCUAUGCUUACUUCUGGAAAUAAACAUGAUUUUAAACAUGCAUCAGCAUUGUCAAGAUCUUCUGAUGAUCUUUGCGCUUUAAGCUUGAGGAAGAAAGAGGUAUUCAUCAACGAGUCUUAUGAUCAAAUUAGGGAAACUCAAGAAAGUAUCAUGGAAAAAACUGAAGAUAAUCAUAUGGACAGAUACUUUGACGAUGGUUUUGAUUCGCAUCUUCUUUCUGGUGUACCAAAAGACUGGACAAGACCGAUUACAGACGAUAUAAGUGAUGCAGAACCUCUUCAAGGAGAUUCCUCGAUUGAAUCUCCUAACAUGAAUUUUAGCUUUAAGCGGAUUGAGGAUUGGGUAAGCAGUUUGCAGGACUGCGAACCACCUCCAGAGGAUAUAAUUGAAUUGCCUGAAUCUGUUGUUGAUCCAGUAGUUGAUGUUAACACCGCAAAUGCUGUGGCUGCUUCAGUUGUGGAUCAUAAGAUCACUCCGGGAAUGGAAGCCGCUAAAAGAUAUAUAUCUUCAUUGACUGCCAAUGCCACUACGGCUCAGCUGGCAAAUCAUGGGCUGGUUGUGAUCCCCUUUUUGAGUGCAUUUGUGAGUUUGAAGGUGCUCAAUUUGUCUGGAAAUGCAAUUGCAAGAAUAACUGCCGGUACUCUUCCUCGAGGACUUCACACAUUGAAUUUGUCAAAAAACAAUAUUUCCACUAUAGAGGGAUUACGUGAACUUACACGGCUUCGUGUCCUGGACCUCAGCUACAACCGUAUACUAAGAAUUGGACACGGUUUGGCAUCAUGUUCUUCUCUAAAGGAGCUGUACCUUGCUGGAAACAAGAUCGGUGAAGUGGAGGGUCUGCACCGCCUGUUGAAACUAAGUAUCUUGGAUCUUCGUUUUAACAAGAUUUCAACUGCUAAAUGUCUUGGACAACUUGCAGCCAACUACAAUUCUUUGCUAGCUAUCAACUUGGAAGGUAACCCUUGCCAGAAAAACGUCGGAGAUGAACAAAUUAAGAAAUAUCUGCAAGGCCUACUUCCCCAUCUUGUCUACUACAAUCGGCAGCCGUUCAAAGCAAACGGUUUGAAGGACGGUGCAGAUCGUGCAGUUCGAUUAGGAAUGAAUUCACAACAGUUUGAUCGCAGUCUUAGAGUGGAUCGCAAGUCUUCAAGGAAGGGGUCAUCAUCUUCUCGGAGGCCAUCAUCUACGUCCUCACCAAAAGUGUCCACGCCAAAAGCGUCCAAAGGAAAACAAGCCCACCUCCCACCUAUCAGAACCAAACCAUCAAUCCAAACUCGCUCUCAUUUUAACUCACCCAACAAAUUGAAUUCGGACAACUUCAUGCGCAAAAGUCACAGCGAGGGCACUCUUCUUGGAGCUUUGUAAGAGGCUAUUGCAUUGCAAAUUGAUUCGUUCGAUGGCCAUGUUUCGGUAUGCAUCAAUUUACGUUGGUGAUUCAUAUUCAUGUCAUGUUUCCAGUUUUUUUGUCACUCCCUCCUGUUUAAUUAGUUUUGUUUGCUUGCUGCACAAGGUUUUUAAUACAUUGGAUUGUGUGUUGUACUUGGUUGCCCAAUAAGUGGCUUUAUGCUUCUGUAUUUUCUAUUUCAUUAAUGUUUUUGUGGUUCAUUAUGUUGUUCAAAACAUCAUUGUCAAUUUGUUUGGAAAGAAGUUUGGUGCAAUGCAAUUUUUUUUGUACAA